This is a messenger RNA of Fusarium pseudograminearum CS3096, 2289 nucleotides long. RefSeq lists its product as uncharacterized. The coding region runs from base 1 to 2289 and encodes 762 amino acids. Lineage: Eukaryota; Fungi; Ascomycota; Sordariomycetes; Hypocreales; Nectriaceae. The record is from RefSeq and is a predicted model, not a curated record. The transcript has a single exon.
AUGGCCCGCACCCGAGCCGCCGGUCGCCAGAGUAUGCCCGAUGCUUCCGCCGGUCGCGAUCCUCCUCGAUCCUCCCACGCGAAUGCUACACCAUCCUCUACACGUCCAAGGCGGUCGCAAAAUACUACACCUCACUACAAUGAAUCCUCUGAACAAGAGGAUUCCGACUCUUCAUUGAGCAGCCCACACUCGUCCGACGAGGUAGAGGUCGAAAGCGAGAUCGAACAAGACGAGGAGACACGGUCCGAAUCACGAUCACAUCGCAUUCGGAAUACGAGGUCAACAGAAAAUUUACCAAGCCGUACUCGUAGUCGCCGUAGCGCACAAAACACUGCUCCCUCCCGGGCGCCCCCGACCUUGCUUGGUUCAACAAGGAACGAGCUAAGCCCGAGGAAUCGACAAACAAAGAAACGGCCACAACCAUCAAAACACAAAAGGCGGUCUCUUAAAAAGCGCCGGGUCUCUUCAGAAGCCGAGCUAAUACCACAGGGCGUCAUUCCGCCUUGGACUGACCCCCAGAUACCAUACAGCGCCUGGAUCGAUAUCUUCUAUUACGCAGCCAUCGCAGGCCAUGAUAGCCUUGAUGUCAACUGGUUGAUAACUACUGCCACAGUUUGCAAGGCUUUCUCAGAAGCGGCUUUAACGGCCAUAUAUCGUUCCCCACCUCUGACAACGACAGGGAAGGUCAAACGAUUUGCAGCCCUGCUAGAACGCCCUCCAUCUGAAACCAUGUUCAACUAUCGCGCCAAGACUGAGACUCUUUAUGUAGAUGUCCAUGUUGUGCCUCAGCUCCUGUUGCCCAAGCUACUCUGUGUGCUUCCACGUUUAAAGGAAGUCAUCCUCUUCACACCGUCCGAUCAGCCGCCAUACAGGCAGUUGGACCGCACAGUGAGAUGGCAAUACACGGACGAAAUAUUCCACGCCUUUAAACCAAGCUCCGAGCAACCCGAUGGCAUCAGUUCUGAGGUCAAGGAGUUCCACACCAUCCUAAAAAGCUGGGAGUGGAGUGGAAGCCUGCUGGGAGGACCAGUAGCCACUAUGAAUGAUGUUAUACGCAUUCAUCAAGAACCUUCAUUCGCUAAUCUCACCAAACUUAGCUUUACAAACCUCCAAGUCCCAUCCCUCUAUAAGCUAGGGGUGAAGGGCGUCACUGAGGAGCGAGAGCUAGAACUUUACGCCGAGGAUGAAGCUGUCAUCAAGUCCAUCGCGGAGGCGGUUUCUCAGUUGAAAUCGCUUCAGCACCUGGUAUUUGAGUCGUCUACUAUCAUGAAUGAUCGGUUGCUUCCCCUCUUACCAAAGGGCCUUACGCAUUUCUCUUUGAUCAACUGUUGGGAGAUCAAGUCUGAUGAGUUCACGCCGUUCCUACACACCCAUGGCAGACACCUCCGCAGCCUGAAUCUACUGCACAACCAGUCAUUAGACUUGGUCUUCUUGACCAGUUUGGCUGAUGCCUGCCCUAAACUGGAAGAGCUGUACAUGAACCUUUCUUAUUUCCACCAUCAUGAUUCCGUUUCUGUGACUAAUAAUGAUGCCGACCCUCUGUACGACCAAGUUCUACUGUCACAUCAGAAACCGGAGUGGCCGUCAAGUCUUCGAGUUAUCGAUUUUGAACACAUUCGACAUUGGACCGUCGAAACAGCAGAAAUGUUCCUCGGGUCAUUUGUAGAUAGCGCCGGCUCUCUCCCCAAUCUGCGCCAUCUUGCAGUAAAAACAAUGAUCAACAUACCCUGGAAGGCCCGUGCUAAUAUGCGCCACGAAUGGAUACGGAAACUGGAUAGAGUCUUCCUUCGCCCUUUUGUACCGCCGCAAAAGAAUUACUCUCUCCAUCCGACAAAAGACGAUGAGGUGCCUCAAGUGUCGGAAAACAAAAAGAAGUCUAAACGUCUAUCUGAUGGCCCAUCUCGACGAAGCAAUCGUCUAGCAGCACAUGUAUCUGAUUCUGAUUCGAGGUACAGCACUAAUUCGAAGGGUCUUCGCAGCUCUCAUGGCCGCCCAACAUAUGCAGAGCCAGAAACUGACGAUGAUGAGUUCAAUACCGAAUUGGAGGAAGAGGAUGGGAGCGUGCGCAGCCCUACAUCGAGUCGUUCUGAGGAAGAGGCCGAAGGCUUAGACGCAAAGAAACCUGUAAUCCAAGGACGCUGCAAUAUUGUCUCCAUUGUCUUUGAUAACCAAAAGCCCACCGAACUGCAAUACGGCAUGGAAGACUUCAUGGAUGAUGACCAUGCUGAAUCGGAUGAAGAGUGGGACGGCGAUCAUGAAGAAGAAGAUGCAGUCUUUGUCUGGCGUUAG